AAAGAAAGAAAAAUUAUAAGUACAGGUGUAGCCCUCUUCAGCGCAGUUCCCUCUUUGUGAUCUCUACUCCUGCUUAAGCUUCACGCCUCGAGGCUCGAGCAUCUCGUUCUCCAGAGGCAAAACACUGUCUCAACUCCGAAGCCGAGCUGAUUUUUGAAUCCCUAUUCCGUAUAAAGGAAUAGCUUAAACCACAGUUUAAUGGCUCAGGAUACUUCAUUGAAUAUUGAAUCACCUAGGCGGCGGUUUGGACUAUUAAGGGAUCAAGUCCAUUUGGUUAAAAGAAAGGACUCUGAUCGGUUUGAGGUUGUCCCAAUCCAAGAUCCCUUUUCAUUUGAGAAGGGUUUCUUCAUUGUAAUCCGUGCCUGUCAGUUGUUGUCUCAAAAAAAUGAGGGGAUAAUUUUAGUUGGAGUUGCAGGUCCCUCUGGGGCUGGGAAAACUGUCUUUACAGAAAAGUUGCUCAACUUUAUGCCCAGUGUUGCUGUCAUAACAAUGGACAACUACAACGAUUCAAGCCGUCUUAUUGAUGGAAACUUUGAUGAUCCACGAUUGACGGAUUAUGACACUUUGCUUGAGAAUAUCCGUGGUUUAAAGGAAGGGAAGUCUGUUCAGGUUCCUAUAUAUGAUUUUAAAUCUAGCUCUCGAACUGGUUACAGGACAAUUGAAGUUCCCAGCUCCCGCAUUGUGAUUAUUGAAGGCAUAUAUGCAUUAAGUGAAAGAUUGCGGCCUUUGCUAGAUCUUCGUGUCUCUAUUACUGGGGGAGUUCACUUCGACCUGGUCAAGAGGGUGUUAAGGGACAUUCAACGUGCUGGACAAGAGCCUGAAGAGAUAAUCCAGCAAAUAUCUGAAACGGUGUAUCCUAUGUACAAGGCUUUUAUUGAGCCCGACCUCCAGACAGCGCAUAUAAAAAUUAUGAACAAAUUUAAUCCAUUUAAUGGAUUUCAGAAUCCCACUUAUAUUUUAAAGUCAUCACGGACUGUGGCUGUGGAGCAAAUCAAGGCUGUUCUUUCUGAAGAACACAAGGAAGCCACAGAGGAAACUUAUGAUAUAUAUCUUCUCCCUCCAGGUGAAGACCCUGAAGCAUGCCAAUCAUAUCUGAGGAUGAGGAACAAGGCUGGCAAAUACAAUCUUAUGUUUGAGGAAUGGGUCACAGAUAAUCCAUUCAUCAUAUCACCAAGAAUCACUUUUGAAGUUAGUGUGCGCCUUCUUGGUGGACUUAUGGCUUUAGGGUAUACAAUUGCAUCCAUUCUGAAAAGAAGCAGCCACGUCUUUUCUGAUGACAGAGUGUGUGUGAAAAUUGAUUGGUUAGAACAACUUAAUCGGAAUUAUAUUCAGGUCCAAGGGAGAGAUCGUUUGUAUGUUAAACUUAUUGCAGAGGAUCUGGGAUUAGAUGGCUCAUAUGUUCCUCGUACAUACAUAGAACAGAUUCAACUGGAGAAACUUCUAAAUGAUGUUAUGGCAUUGCCAGAUGACCUGAAGACACAGCUCAGCAUAGAUGAUGAUAUGGUCUCAAGCCCCAAAGAAGCUCUCACCCGAGCCUCUGCUGAUAGGAGAAUGAAGUAUCUGAACCGUGGUAUGUCGCAUUCAUUUUCAUCACGACGAGACAAGAACUUAUCCAAGUUGACCAAACUUGCUGUCAAUAAUAGAAGAUAUGAUGGAAGAACUCUGGAUUCUCCAGCAUCACUUACUAACCAGGGAAUCAUUACUCAACUCUCAGAACAAAUAUCCACUCUAAAUGAGAGAAUGGAUGAGUUUACAUCUCGUAUUGAAGAAUUAAAUUCAAAGCUAGCUGGCAGGCAAGUUUCAGCUAGCCAACAAAAUUUAGCUUUGCAGGCUGAAGCCUGCAAUGGAGGCACACCCCCUUCACUCCUUGUGGCUGGUACUGGUUCAAUGCCCAAUUCAUCAUCUUCAUCCCAAUUAGCGAGGGAGUCCCCUUUGAUGGAUGAGGUGUUACUUGUAGCAAGGGGCCAGCGUCAAGUCAUGCAUCAAUUAGACAAUCUGAUCAAUCUUUUGCAUGAGAUCCGCCGAGAGAGUUCUGGUGCUGGAAGAACUGAUACAAGCAGAUCAACAGAUGCCGGGGCCGUUGGAAUUUCUUUCGCCCUAACUUUGGCCCUUGGUGGCCUCGGCAUCUUUUUCUUCAGGACCUUGUCUUCCCAACACUGAUAGUGCGCUGGGAAUCCAGUCUGCUGCAUACUAGAAGCAUGUAUAUGUUGUGUCUUGUUGCAAACGUCUUGGGAUGAAACAAUUGGCAACUCAGGAUCUUUCUGUUCAAACUGUUGACUCCGUUGGUUGGUUCUAUGGAGCAGUAUAUAUAGAAUGCAUUAGAAGUUAAAGUAA
Diospyros lotus (date-plum) is the source of this 2334-nucleotide messenger RNA. RefSeq names its product inorganic pyrophosphatase TTM1. Gene Ontology annotation, molecular function: kinase activity; ATP binding. The coding region runs from base 199 to 2160 and encodes 653 amino acids. Gene Ontology annotation, cellular component: cytoplasm. The transcript has 12 exons. NCBI's taxonomy places the organism in Eukaryota, Viridiplantae, Streptophyta, Magnoliopsida, Ericales, Ebenaceae. The record is from RefSeq and is a predicted model, not a curated record.